Molecule: messenger RNA, 1836 nt
Organism: Closterium sp. Naga37s-1
Lineage: Eukaryota; Viridiplantae; Streptophyta; Zygnematophyceae; Desmidiales; Closteriaceae
Source: the annotation of a GenBank genome assembly
AUGUAUCCUGCCUUCACUGCUCUCACUCUUGGCAUCAUCGGCCUUGCUGCCUUUGGCUCCCCUGUCAGCAGCAGAGGGGCGCGCAGCACAGCUGCUAAAAGCAGCGGGGCGAGUCCUGCUAGCAGUGAUAGGAAGGAGAUGGAGGAGGAGGGGCAGGGAGGGAAUGAGGAGAGGCGGGCAGAGGAGGAGGGGAGGAGUGUGAGGGAGGUGUAUGGAGGGGGAGAGGAGGAGGGGAGGAGUGUGAGGGAGGUAUAUGAGGCGCUUGCGAUGCGGCCCACCCAGGAGAGCAAAUCGCUGCAGCAAGCAAGCAGUGAUGCGUGCUUCAGUAGGCUGCAGCGCUCUCUGUUUCUCACUCUUGCAUCCCUCUCUUCCCCCCCCCCCGGCCGCCCACGUGCCGCCGAGCUAGUCCUCCAUGAUUUGCGAUGGCUGCCCACCCAGGAGAACAGAGCCCUGCAGCAAGCAGCGGAGAAAGUGACGCGGCUGUCUCUAGACCUGAUUGCAAGGCGCAGACAGGAACAAGCGGUGAGGGUUGGGGUUGGGUUGUUUGACAAGGGGAGAGGGAGGAGGAAGAGCAGGAGAGGAGAGAGGGUCACAGCAAACAGCAGCGGAGGAAGUGACGCGGCGGUCUCUAGACCUGAUUGCGAGGCGGAGACAGGAGCAAGCGGUGGGAGCUUGGUUGUCCCCCAUUCUCCCCUUCAACUUUUUCCCAUUCCCCCAUUCCCCUCUUUCCCCCUUCCCCUCUUCCCCCCUUCCCCUCUUCCCCCCUUCUCCCCGCACCCCUUCCCCUCUUCCCCCCAUCCCCUAUUCUUCCCUUCUCCGCCCCUUCCCCUCUUACUCCCUUCUUCCCACACCCCUUCCCCCAUUCCCCCCAUCCCCUCUUCUUCCCUUCUCCGCCCCUUCCCCUCUUCCCCCUUCUCCCCGCACCCCUUCUCCCAUUCCCCCCAGGGCGACUCAAGGAAGGAUCUUCUGGCAGUGAUGCUGGCAGCGAGGGAUGACGUCAGCAACGAGCAGAUGACCGACCAGCAGCUGGUGGACGAAUGCGUCACCUUCCUAUUGGCCGGUACAGUGCGGUGUUGUGCAGUGCAAUGCGGUGCUGGGCGGUGCUAUGAGGUGCUGUGUGGCGCUGGGGGGUGGGUGGGUGCUGCUGUGCGGCCACGAGACGACAGCCAAGCUGCUCACAUGGGCUGUGUACCUGCUAGCCCGCUACCCCGAUUGGCAGAGGCUAGUGAGGGAGGAGGGUGUGACAUGUUCCAUCCAUUCCCCACCCAUCCCACUAUUUCAGGCCACGAGACGACAGCGAAACUACUCACCUGGGCUGUGUACCUGCUGGCCCGCUACCCCGAUUGGCAGAAGCGAGCAAGUGGGGCAGGUGAGCGAGAUGCACAUGGUGCUACUGGAAGACUCAGCAAGGGGAAGGGGGGCGGAAGGAAGGUGACGUGGGAGCAAGUGGGGCAGCUGAGCGAGAUGCACAUGCACGUCUCGCUGGGCCCCUACUGGCUCCCAGCAGGCACGCGCAUCACUAUGGCCAUCGGCAUGGCGCAGAGCGACCCGCGCUUCUGGGGGGAGGACGCUCUAGAGUUCAACCCAGCACGCUUCAAAGGUGAGAUUCAACCGAUCAAACCUCAGCGGUGGGCCGGGGAGGAAGCUCAGCGGCUCAUUCGGGUGGGAUUCAGAGAUGGGCAGGACAGCCAUACCAUGGCUCAGAGGUACCCUCGCUUCUGCGGGGAGGACGCGUUCGGGUACCCUACUGCCCUCCCUCUCCAUCUGCCCCCAAAGAUGGGAUACAAGGAGCAUGCCCACAGUGUGCUCCCUGAGAAACAAUUUCUCACCCUAUAA